UGCAUCCUAUUGGCCAAACACUUUAUGAUCCCUCUAAAAAUUUGAUCACAGGACACAUCUAAGAGAAUCUACUUUAGAGACAUAACCAAAGCUCACGAUCCACACCAGCUCCAGCUGAAGAAGUGGGGGGAAGGAUUUUUCUGGCUCCCUCCCAGACAUCUGGAAAGAGGAAGCCCUCAAACCUGGAAUGGGAGAAUUGAAUCUGGGCACAUCAUGCUUUGGUGUAGCUGCUUCUACCCUGCAAGUGUGUUUCCACUUGUCAGCCCCGCCAGUCCUCCUGUGAUCACCAUGUAAACUGGCUAUGGAGGGGACCAUCCCUUAUUUAAGAUGAGGGCACUGAGGGGUUAUGUCAUUUUGGCCCAUGUCACGCUGCCAGCUGGUGGCUGGAAGCCAGGUCCUGCCACUCCCAGAACAGGCCCCUUGCCAUGCUGCCUAUGAAAACAGCAAUGACUCAUGGCAUCCUGAAUUCCAAGGGUCUGCAUCCCCCUGUACUAAGUCUUUGGGGGUUCCAGCCUGUGGAGGCUGGGGUGCCUCCUCCUGUGGCUUCAGAGAAAAGAAGGGAGUACUGGUCCUUGACCCUCAGUUGCUGCAAUUUGGCAGAUCUUCUUCCUCAGUGCCCGCACUUGCCUCUUCUCUGGCAGUCUCGAUAUCCGACGUGGACACAGUGCGUGAGGGCCACGAGUCUGAGUUGCUGCGAAACCUGGCAGAGGAGUUCCCCCUGGAGCAGGGCUUCACCAUCGUCUUCCAUGGCCGCCGCUCCAACUUGGACCUGGUGGCCAACAGUGUCGAGGAGGCCCAGAUCUGGAUGCAGGGGCUCCAGCUGUUGGUGGACUUUGUCACCAGCAUGGACCAACAGGAGCGGCUGGACCAUGAUUGGUUCCAGCACGGAGACAAAAACCAGGAUGGUCGGAUGAGUUUCGGAGAAGUCCAGCGGUUACUGCACCUGAUGAAUGUGGAAAUGGACCAAGAGCAUGCCUUCCAGCUUUUCCAGAGAGCAGAUGCAUCCCAGUCUGGGACUCUGGAGGGAGAAGAAUUUGUAGAGUUUUAUAAGUCAUUGACUCAGCGUCCUGAGGUGCAGGAACUGUUUGAAAAGUUUUCAUCUGAUGGGCAGAAGCUGACCCUGCUGGAAUUUGUGGAUUUUCUCCAAGAGGAGCAGAAAGAAGGAGAACGGGCUUCUGACCUUGCUCUAGAACUCAUCGACUGCUACGAGCCUUCAGAUAGCGGCAAACUGCGGCAUGUGCUGAGCAUGGAUGGCUUCCUGAGCUACCUCUACUCGAAGGACGGAGACAUCUUCAAUCCGACCUGCCUUCCCAUCUACCAGGAUAUGACUCAGCCCCUGAACCAGUACUACAUCAGCAGCUCCCACAACACCUACCUAGUGGGAGACCAGCUUUGUGGCCACAGCAGCGUGGAGGGAUACAUACGGGCCCUGAAGCGGGGAUGCCGCUGCGUGGAGGUGGAUAUAUGGGAUGGACCUAGCGGGGAACCUAUUGUUUACCACGGACACACACUGACCUCUCGCAUCCCGUUCAAAGACGUUGUGGCUGCCAUUGGACAGUAUGCCUUCCAGACAUCAGACUAUCCAGUCAUCUUGUCCCUGGAGAACCACUGCAGCUGGGAACAGCAGGAGAUCAUAGCACACCAUCUGACAGAGAUCCUGGGGAAUCAGUUACUGAGCACCACCUUGGAUGGGCAGCUUCCCACUCAGCUGCCCUCCCCUGAGGAGCUUCGGAGGAAGAUCCUUGUGAAGGGAAAGAAGUUAAAAACGCUUGAGGAGGAUCUUGAGGAAGAGGAGGAGGAGCCAGAGUCUGAACUGGAGGAGGCUGAGCUGCAGCUGGAGGCCCAGAUGGAGUCUGAGCCCCAGGAGCUGAGCCCUCGCAGUAAGGACAAAAAGAAGAAACCCAAGCCCAUCUUAUGUCCAUCCCUCUCUGCCCUGGUUGUCUACUUGAAGGCUGUCACAUUCUACAGCUUCACUCAUUCGAGGGAGCACUACCGCUUCUAUGAAACGUCAUCUUUCUCUGAAGCCAAGGCCAAGAGCCUCAUCAAGGAGGCUGGCAAUGAGUUUGUCCUGCACAAUACCUGGCAGUUAAGCCGUGUAUAUCCCAGUGGCCUGAGGACAGAUUCAUCCAACUACAACCCCCAGGAGUUCUGGAAUGCAGGCUGCCAGAUGGUGGCUCUGAAUAUGCAGACUGCGGGGCUUGAGAUGGACCUGUGUGAUGGGCUCUUCCGCCAGAACGCUGGCUCCGGCUACGUGCUGAAGCCAGACUUCCUGCGUGACGCCCAGAGUUCCUUCCACCCUGAGAGGCCCAUCAGUCCAUUCAGAGCCCAGACCCUCCUAAUCCAGGUAAUCAGUGGGCAGCAACUCCCCAAAGUGGACAAGACCAAAGAGCAGUCCAUUGUGGAUCCACUGGUAAGAGUGGAGAUCUUCGGCGUCCGCCAAGACACAACCCGGCAAGAGACCAGCUACGUGGAGAACAAUGGUUUUAAUCCAUACUGGGGGCAGACACUGUGCUUCCGGGUCCUGGUACCUGAACUGGCCCUGCUGCGUUUUGUGGUAAAAGACUAUGACUGGAAAUCCCGAAACGACUUCAUUGGUCAGUACACCCUGCCUUGGAACUGCAUGCAACAAGGUUACCGCCACAUACACUUGCUCUCCAAGGAUGGCAUCAGCCUCCAUCCAGCCUCCAUCUUUGUGCACAUCUGCACCCAGGAAGAGCUAGAGGAGCUUGAAUCUUAAGGUGGGCACUUCACGGGAAGAGUGGGUGCAUCGGCUUUAGAUGGUAAGAAAAGCCUGGAAGUAUGCUCCAGAAAGCAAACAGAGGUGGUGAAAACCAAGCUUUGGACUGUGCGUUCCUAGGCACAAAAUUACUUCAUCUUUCCUGACAAGCAAAUCUAGGACCUGAUUUUUACCUUCUUUCUUUUCCCUUUCUUCGUUUUCACCAGCCUUUGGUAUCAUUCCUGUCCUUACCCUCUGCAUACUCUACACGGGAAUUCCUUCCUUCCUUCCUCUUGCUAUAGAUUCAAUACCAUACCCAGAUCUAGGACUACACUUUUGCACCAACUCUGGCUCAAAGGCAGAUUGCAACUAGAAAUCCAGAGAAGGGCUUGGGGCAGACAAACCCUAAGAGGCAUUAUCUCCUCCACCUCUAACUUCCUCAAAGUCCAGAGCCAAGGGAAGGACAAAUCAAGCCCCGAGGCUCCCCAGGCAAAGGCUGGGGAAGGAGAUCUGACCCCAAGACUGUAUUACGACUCUCAAGAGAACACUACACAGCCCUCAGAGUCUCCACUGGACCGCUGCUCCCUAGCCCCUCCGGUAUAAAUAGAGCUUCUCUCUCAAUUUGGCUUGAGUACAGUCUCUCAUUGUUGGGCAAGAAGGGCAGAUAUGAGGGUUGGGGGACAUUUGGGUAGACAGCUGGGAUAGGGAGAAGGUGGAAAAAGAGGGUUUCCAGC
Molecule: messenger RNA, 3450 nt
Organism: Kogia breviceps (pygmy sperm whale)
Lineage: Eukaryota; Metazoa; Chordata; Mammalia; Artiodactyla; Physeteridae
Source: RefSeq, a predicted model, not a curated record